AUGAAGAAGCCUUUGUAUCUAGCACCAAAAAGACUACAGAGAAUAUUGUUAAGACUGCAAGGAUAUGAUAUUAAUUUGGUAUAUCGAAGUGGUAAGAAUAUGGAGCUAUCUGACACACUGAGUCGAGCAUAUCUUCAGGAAGAAGGUAGAACACCAGUCGAGAUGGAAGUGGAGUCAAUCAGCGUGAUGCACAGUUUACCUGUCGACUCGGCCAGACUGGAUGAUAUUCGGGCGAGUGUAGAGAACAAUAAAAACACAGAAAAUGUUUCUGAAAAUCUCCUGAGCAGCAAUCCAGCAAUCCAACAGAUCAGAAGUGAUGAUGAAACUGCCAGUUCAGAUGUUGAAUUGCCAAUGUCAGAUGACGUGUUUCAAGAGGAAGUAGAAAUGGAAAUAGAAACAGAGACUGAAACAGAGACAGAGGAUGAGGCAAUUCCACAACAUCGAAAGGUUUAUUUUAAUGAUUCCAAUUUGCGGCAAGAGCCAAAGUUCAUCGUCUUCUUUACUCAGUUGCUUGCACUCUUCAACUUUUGUCAUACAUGCAAGCAUGACAAUCCAUUGGUUGAAGUCCAAGAGAAUGGUACAAUGGCAGAGACAACAUCAACCUGUGCAAACCCAAAGUGUGGCAAGACAAACAAGUGGUUUAGUCAACCUAAUAUGCCUGGCACAAAGAUCGCAGCUUGGAAUUUCCUGCUGUCAUUUAGUAUCCUUGUUGGUGGGACAUCAGCCACAAAGGUCUUGCGGGUUUUCAGGCAUAUGGGAUUGAAAUGCAUCUCACUGUCAACCUUCUUCAAACACCAACGUGAAAAGUUAUUCCCUGGAAUCUAUAACCACUGGAAAAAGUAUCAACAGGGGUUGAUUGAAAAAGUGAAGAACCAUGGUGACCUGGUGGUAGCUGGCAAUGGAAGGCACGAUAGCAUGGGCCACAGUGCAAAGUACUGUGCUUAUACAGUAUUUUGCUGUACAGUCCCAUUCAUUAUUCACUUUGCACUUGUGCAGAGAAAUGAAGUGGGCAGCAGUGCUGCAAUGGAGUACCAUGGAUUUGUAAGGAGCAUUGAAUAUCUUCUGGGGUGUGGUUUGAUUAUGAAGACUUUUGUAUCCGAUCGACACACAGCAAUUGCAAAGCACAUGAGGGAAAAGCUGGCCAACCUCAAUCAUUACUUUGACAUUUGGCACUUGAAAAAAGUAACGAAAGUCCUGACAAAACUUGCCAAACUAACUGGCUGUGAGCUGAUCAGCGAGUGGAUCAGACCAUGCACAAAUCAUUUAUUCUGGAGUGCCAGAACAACACAGAAUAGAAAUGGAGAUGUUAUAUGGGCCAAAUUUUCAUCAUUCUUCAGCCAUGUUGUGAAUAAACACAAAAAUUUGAAAAACCCAUUGUUCAACAAGUGUGCUCAUGAGGAUGAGAUUCAACCGCGCAAGUGGUUAGAUGAAGAUUCAGUUGCUUAUGAGAAAAUGGUUGGUGCUCUAACCAAUACUAGGUUGAUGAAUGGCAUUAAAAAGGCAUCUCCUGUUAGUCAGACAAGCUGCCUUGAGGGCUUCCACUCAGUCCUGAAUCAGUUUUCGCCCAAAAUGAUUGGUUAUAGCUAUCCAGGGAUGUUCUGCAGGCAUGCACUUGCGGUUAUUCAUUUUAAUGAAAACCUGAAUAGGAAGAACGGAAUGAAGGAUGGGGUUGACCAAGUACAUGUCAUAUAUCCAAAGUUCAAAAAUGGAGAGGCAGUUGUUCGAGAUGUAAAAGUGGAGCAAACCUUUAAUUAUGUUGAUGAAAUAUACAACACCAUGGCUGAUGCAAUCAUCAACAAGAAUGAGUUAGAGAAAGCAAUGGAAGACAUAAAGAAAGAAACACCCUUGCCAAUGAAUACCAUGCUUGAGAAGCAGCCACGCAAUGAGGCCAUUGAAAAGAAAAAAGCACGAGAAAGCAUGUCGAUUGUGGAUGUGCCACCAACAAAUCCAGUGCCUGUUGUGGCAGCCUCAAGUAAACCUGCUGGCACAAAAACAAGAAAACGGCCUAGGUGCAAAGACUGUAAUCACCUAAUGCAGGGGCACAAAGAUGUCAAAGAUUGCCCCAGAAAUAAAAAAUGA
Messenger RNA from Dendronephthya gigantea, 2079 nucleotides. RefSeq lists its product as uncharacterized. The transcript is spliced from 10 exons. The coding region runs from base 1 to 2079 and encodes 692 amino acids. NCBI's taxonomy places the organism in Eukaryota, Metazoa, Cnidaria, Anthozoa, Malacalcyonacea, Nephtheidae. The record is from RefSeq and is a predicted model, not a curated record.